This is a messenger RNA of Peromyscus eremicus (cactus mouse), 609 nucleotides long. RefSeq names its product macrophage migration inhibitory factor (gene Mif). Gene Ontology annotation, molecular function: phenylpyruvate tautomerase activity; cytokine activity. Lineage: Eukaryota; Metazoa; Chordata; Mammalia; Rodentia; Cricetidae. The record is from RefSeq and is a predicted model, not a curated record. The coding region runs from base 142 to 489 and encodes 115 amino acids. The transcript has 3 exons.
GUCAUCAGAGGCGGAGCGAGGGGAGGAGCCGCAGCCGGCUUGGGGCGGUACUGAGCUGGGUCACGUAGCUCAGGUCCCUGGUUUGGGCCACAUCCCGUGUUGCACUGUCCUCUCGUCCCCGCGUGCAGUCCCUCCGCCACCAUGCCGAUGUUCACCGUGAACACCAACGUCCCCCGCGCCUCCGUGCCAGAGGGGCUUCUCUCCGAGCUCACCCAGCAGCUGGCGCAAGCCACGGGCAAGCCGGCACAGUACAUCGCAGUGCACGUGGUCCCGGACCAGCUCAUGACUUUUAGCGGCUCUAGCGACCCCUGCGCCCUAUGCAGCCUGCACAGCAUCGGCAAGAUCGGCGGCGCGCAGAACCGCACCUACAGCAAGCUGCUGUGUGGCCUGCUGGCUGAUCGCCUGCACAUCAGCCCGGAUCGGAUCUACAUCAACUAUUACGACAUGAACGCAGCCAACGUGGGCUGGAACGGUUCCACCUUCGCUUGAGUGCUGGCCUAACUUACCUGCACCGCUGUUCUUGGAGCCUUGCUGCACGCAGCGUUCUGUUUCGUCCACCCGUAGCGAUGCCCACCUUCCGUUCGGGAGAAAUAAAUGGUUUAGAGACCA